AUGCCGUUCGGUAAAAUUGAACCGUUUGAUCUUUUCGGGGGAAAGUGGUCAUUAUAUGUUCGAAGAGUAGAACAAUUUAUAUUUUUAAAUGAAAUCAAAAGUACGCAUAAAGUGGCCACGUUGGUGACGUUGGUAGGUGAACGCACCUAUAAUUUAAUGUGUGACUUAUGUGCACCAAACAAACCUGAAGAGAAAACAUUUGAAGAAUUAGUAACAAUAGUAAAAAACCAUUUAGAACCUCAACGUUCAAUAUACGUGGAGCGGGAAGUGUUUCGACAGCGAAAACAAAAAGCUGGGGAAUACAUACUAGAAUUUUUGCAGCAGUUAAAGCAUUUAGCAACGGAAUGUAAGUUUGGGCAAAACCUAGAAGAAAAUCUAUGUGAACAGUUCCUUACUGGAUUACAAAGCACGGAUAUUAAAGCUAGAUUGCUGGUCGAGACUAAUUUAACAUACAAGAAGGCGGUGGAGCUAGCUCUAGGAUUAGAAGCUGCGGAGAAGCAUGUGGACAGAGUGAGCGGCCGCAAUAGUUUGGGCGGUGCAUAUUCUGGGGACUUCGGCAGCAACAUAGGUGCAGGCGCAGGCAGCGCGGCCGGCCCAGGCGGCGCGGCCGGCUCGAGCGCGGCAGGUGGCAGCGGCGAGGCGGGCGGCGAGGCGCUGCACGCGCUGCGUGGCGGACCAGCAGGCCGGGCCAGGCCGGCGGCCUCUUCGGCGCUUUGCUGGCGCUGCGGAAAGCCUCAUCGGGCAGAUAAGUGUCGUUAUAAGCAGUAUAAUUGUGAUUUGUGUUUACGUAGAGGGCAUUUGAAGGUGAUGUGUAAAGCGGCCAACAAAACGGCCGAAAAACGCCAUAAUUUUAUGAGUGAUGACUCGGAAAGUGAAAUGUACAAUAUACAGGCGGUUGCAAGCGGAGACAAGCCGUUUUUUAUUAAUGUUAAAAUAGGGAAUAAAAUACUAAAGUGUGAGUUAGAUACCGGUAGCAAAAUCUCGGCUAUUAGUGAAAGAUGUUACAAUAGUAUGUUUUCGAAUUAUACGAUUUUGAAAGAUGAAAUUAAAUUAUGCUCAUACUCGGGCUCGCGAAUUGAACCGAUCGGGUUUAUAUUAGUAGAUGCAUGUAUCGAGGACAAUCAUCAACAAAACUUACAAUUGUACAUAAUAAAAAAUGGGAGUCGUCCCUUGUUAGGUAGGAGUUGGAUUCAAAAAUUUAAAAUAAAUGAAUUAUGCAUUAAUAACAUUUUACAAGAAGAUAGUGAUAAUGAGUAUCGCGAUCGGUUCAUAAACGAGUUAAAGACAGAAUAUUCUUCGGUAUUUACGGACAAGUUGGGCGAAUGUAAGAAACAAAUUCGUUUACAGCUCACAGAUAACAAACCGGUUUUCGUUCGCGCCCGGCCGGUACCUUUAGCAUUGCGAAGCGCAGUGGAGAGAGAAAUUAAGCGUUUAGAAAAGGAAGGAUCGAUCUAUCCGGUGGAACAUUCGGACUAUGGCACACCAAUAGUUCCAGUUAUUAAGCCAUCGGGGGAUAUUAGGUUAUGCGGGGACUACAAAUCGACUAUUAACCCAAAAUUAAAAAUGGAUCAUUAUCCGUUGCCGCGCAUCGAAGAAUUAUUUGCAGCCUUGAGCGGUGGUCAGGAAUAUUCUAAAAUUGAUCUGACGACCGCGUACAUGCAAGUACCUCUCCACCCCGAGUCGCAAGCGUGUACUGCGAUUUCAACGCACAUAGGUACCUACGCUUUCAAACGUACACCUUAUGGGUUGAACUGUGUCCCUCAAAAAUUCCAAAAAAUUAUGGAAGAGACUCUUAGAGGUUUACCAAACACGGUUGUCUUUUUAGAUGAUAUUUGCAUAACGGGAAAAGAUCGCGAAACACAUAAAAAUAAUCUGAGAGCUGUAAUCGAAAGAUUGGCGACUAUGGGCCUAACUGUAAAAAUAAAUAAAUGUAAAUUCUUACAAAAAAGUGUGUCAUACCUAGGAUUUAUUAUUGAUAAACAUGGUUUGCAUCCGGACAUGACAAAAGUGGAGGCUAUUGUGAAAGCUCCAACACCGGGAAACGUGACUCAAUUGAAAGCUUUUCUAGGCCUAAUAAAUUACUAUGGCAAGUUUGUUCCUAACUUAAGUUCAUUGCUACAUCCAUUAUAUUCUCUUUUAAAGAAAAAUCAGCCAUGGAACUGGGAUAUAAAUUGCGAAGACGCAUUUAUAAACAUAAAGAAUAUUUUAGCAAGCGACAGAGUGUUAUGUCAUUACGAUCCAGCGCUUCCGUUAGUUUUAUCAGUAGAUAGUAGCUCGUAUGGUAUAGGGGCAGUUCUGGCGCACGUAUUUGCCGACGGAACGGAACGGCCGAUCAGCUGCGCGUCUAGAACGCUCGGGGAUACAGAGAAGAACUACAGUCAACUAGAUAAAGAAGCAUUGGCGAUAAUGUACGGGGUACAAAAACAUCACCAAUACCUCUUUGGUAGAAAAUUUAUUUUAAAAACGGACCAUAAACCUCUGGUGUAUAUUUUUGGGCCAAAAGGGGGCAUUCCACAAACGGCAGCAAGUCGACUACAACGUUGGGCGGCUAAAUUGGCAGCGUAUGAUUUUGACAUCAAUUACGUGAAAUCAAAAUGUAACGGCAAUGCGGACGCGUUAUCUCGUCUACCAUUAGAGGGAAAAAAACACGACAGUCCAGUCAAAUCCGAAAAUCAUUAUUUACUAUAUAUGAAUGAAACGUUACCGGUAAGUUAUAAAGAGAUUGCAGUAGAAAUAAAAAAAGAUAAUUUAUUGAGUCGAAUUUAUGGAUAUAUUAUGUUCGGAUGGCCAGAGAAGUGUAAAGAGGAUGAGCAGGCAUUUUUUGUGAGGCGCGCAGAGCUGUAUAUUGAUCAUGGGUGUAUUUUAUACAAAUACCGAUUAAUAAUUCCUCAAAGUUUACAGGAACGGGUCUUAUUUGAAAUACAUUCAGGACAUUUAGGAAUUGUAAAAAUGAAGUCUAUUGCCAGAAAUUAUGUAUAUUGGCCUUCUAUAGAUAAAGAUAUCGAGUCGGUGGGACAGAAGUGUGAAGCAUGUCGAAAUGUACGGGACGCUCCUCCUAAAACCACUUUACAUCCAUGGGAAUUUCCGGCGGGACCUUGGAAACGACUACAUGCGGACUUUGCUCAAUUCCAUGGUAAAUAUUAUAUCGUCGUAGUCGAUGCUUAUAGUAAGUGGUUAGAAGUGGAACAAAUACGUAGUACCGCGGCGUACGAUACCAUUAAAUUUUUUCGUAGUUUAUUUUCUAGAUUUGGGCUAAUUGACCAACUGGUGACCGACAAUGGCCCGCCGUUCCAAAGUGCAGAGUUUAAGGAGUUCUGCAGUAAAAAUAUAAUCAGGCAUGUUACAUCUUCACCGUAUAGACCGCAAGGAAACGGAGCAGCCGAGAAUGCGGUUAAAACCGUGAAGAAAACUAUUAAAAAGGCGGUGUUAGAAGGGGAAGACAUACACGCUAGCUUAUGUCGAUUUUUAUUACAAUAUAGAAACUGUCCACAUGCAACCACAGGAGUAGAACCGGCAGUAGCUCUGUUAGGGAGGCGCCUGCGGAAUAGACUAGACGCGAUGCGCCCGAGUACAUCGAAGAUAGUUGCGGAUGCACAAAGCAAGCAAAUAGAAAGCUCGGGCGGAGUCGUACGAAAAUUCGAUAUCGGAGAUAAAAUAUUAACACGAAAUUACUCCACAAAGGACAAUAAAUGGAUCGAAGGGGAUAUAAUAGAAAAAACGGGGCCAGUAUCGUACAAAAUAUUGCUAAACAAAGGAAAUAUUUGUCGCAGACACACAGAUCAAAUAUUACCACUGAGGAAUAGUCGUUUCUCAUGGAACGUCGGACCCGGAUCAGAACCAGAAAGUACGGAGAUAAGUAUUACGGAUCAAUAUGUAAACACAAGACCGCGGAGACGAAACCAAAAUGCCAAGGAGUCGUAUUCACCCGGGAAGGAUGUAGAGGAGUCCACAACUCAGUUGGAGUCGCAGGAGUGCGGGGAGCAAACGUCGACCUCGACGCCGCCGCCGCGACCUGGGUGGGUACUAUCCCCGACGUCCGAGCUAGACGACGACGGGGGACGGUCGCCAUGUCUAGAAUCCCCAGUUGAAAUUAUGGAAAGACCUAAGAGAGCGUGCCGGCUACGUAAAAAAGAGUGAGAAGUAAGAAAUACCUACUCUCAACUAAG
This is a messenger RNA of Maniola jurtina (meadow brown), 4166 nucleotides long. RefSeq lists its product as uncharacterized. The coding region runs from base 1 to 4137 and encodes 1378 amino acids. NCBI's taxonomy places the organism in Eukaryota, Metazoa, Arthropoda, Insecta, Lepidoptera, Nymphalidae. The transcript has 3 exons. The record is from RefSeq and is a predicted model, not a curated record. Gene Ontology annotation, biological process: DNA integration. Gene Ontology annotation, molecular function: nucleic acid binding.